AUGUCGAGUGUCAGGAACGUUUCGGUCGCCCUACGGAGGGCUCGACUGCCCAGACCCCGCUGUUUCGUCCAGCCCAUCGUCUCUCGUGCUCCCUCUCGCAUCGCCACCCGCUCAUUUAGCGUCACCGCCUCCGUGAAUGCGACUAAGGAGAUCAAGUACACCAGCGACGCCUAUCCUAACCUCAAGCGUGACCCUAAAUUUGCUGAGAUUACGGCCGAGGAUGUAUCUUUUUUCAAGGAGCUUCUGGGCUCUCAGUCGGCCGUGAUCGAUGGUGUGACGACCGAUGCUGUCGAUGAUAUCGAACCGUUCAACAGCGACUGGAUGCGCAAGUACCGCGGCCACACAAGACUGGUGCUGAAGCCUCAGAACAAGGAGGAGAAAUUGGCAGUGGUUCCCCAGGGUGGCAACACGGGAUUGGUGGGAGGUUCCGUGCCCGUGUUCGAUGAGAUUGUCAUCAACACAUCGCGCAUGAACAAGAUCCGCUCCUUCGACGAGGGCUCGGGUGUUUUGGUUGCUGAUGCGGGUGUGAUCUUGGAGGUGGCAGAUCAGUACCUAGCGGAGCGGGACCAUCUGUUCCCUCUGGAUCUGGGUGCUAAGGGUUCUUGCCAUAUUGGAGGUAAUGCUGCUACGAACGCUGGUGGACUGCGUCUGCUUCGGUACGGUAGUCUUCAUGGCAACAUUCUCGGUGUUGAGGCGGUGUUGGCGGAUGGUACUAUCGUCAAUUCUCUCUCGACUCUGCGUAAGAACAAUACCGGUUAUGACCUCAAGCAGCUGUUCAUUGGCGCGGAGGGUACGAUUGGUAUCAUCACUGGACUUUCCAUCCUGUGUCCCCCCCGUCCCAAGGCGGUUAACGUGGCUUACUUUGGUGUUGAGAGCUACGAGAAAGUGCGUCAGGCGCACCAGGAGGCCAAGUCUUAUCUCUCUGAGAUUCUCUCCGCUUUCGAGCUCAUGGACGGCCGUACCCAAAAGCUUGUCCACGAGUCCACUGGCAACAAGAAUCCUCUGGAUGGUGAAUACCCCUUCUACUGUGUAGUAGAGACUAGCGGAUCGAAUGGUGAGCACGAUAUGGCUAAGCUCGAGGGCUUCUUGGAACACAUCAUGGGCGAGGGUAUCGUCGCCGAUGGUGUCUUGGCGCAGGAUGAAACCCAGUUCCAGGGUAUCUGGCGCUGGAGAGAAGGUAUCACCGAGGCCCUGAGCCACCUGGGUGGCACUUACAAGUACGACGUCUCGAUUCCUCUUCCUGAGCUGUACCAGCUCGUGGAUGAUUGCCGUGAACGUUUGACCAAGCUUGGAUUCGUUGGAGACGAUGACUCCUUCCCUGUCCGCGCUGUUGUUGGAUAUGGUCACAUGGGUGAUUCGAACCUGCACUUGAACAUUUCGGUGCGGGAGUACAACAAGGAGGUCGAGAAGGCCAUUGAGCCCUGGGUGUACGAGUGGAUCCAGAAGCGCAACGGUAGUAUCAGUGCUGAGCACGGACUUGGCGUUGCAAAGAAGGAAUUCAUUGGUUACAGCCAAGACGAGACCAUGGUGAAGCUGAUGAAGCAGUUGAAGGAUUUGUACGAUCCGAACGCCGACAAAUCCGGAAACAUGGCGGACGAUAUGGCGAGCCAGUACCAAAUGAUGGAGGAGUUGGGCAGUGGCAGCUUUGGAAUCGUUUACAAGGCCAUUGAAAAGUCGACUGGAGAGAUUGUUGCGAUCAAACACAUCGAUCUCGAGUCGAGCGAAGAUGAUAUCCAGGAAAUUCAGCAGGAGAUCUCCGUCCUGGCGACGUGUGCGAGUCCCUUCGUGACUCAGUACAAGGCUAGUUUUCUCCGAGGACAUAAACUGUGGAUUGUGAUGGAAUAUCUGGGUGGAGGUUCUUGUCUUGACCUGCAGCUGUUACAGGGCUUGGAUUACUUACAUAGCGAAGGAAAGAUUCACCGCGAUAUCAAAGCUGCGAAUGUGCUUCUCUCACAUACCGGCAAAGUCAAAUUGGCGGAUUUUGGCGUGGCAGCACAGCUGAUCAAUAUCAAAUCGCAACGUAACACGUUCGUCGGAACCCCGUUUUGGAUGGCGCCAGAGGUGAUUCAGCAGUCUGGAUACGAUUACAAGGCAGACAUUUGGUCCCUAGGAAUUACGGCUAUUGAGAUGAUUAACGGCGAGCCGCCACAUGCCAGCACACAUCCAAUGAAAGUCCUCUUUCUGAUCCCGAAGGAGCCGGCUCCCCGACUGGAAGGCGACCAAUAUAGCAACACAUUCAAGGACUUUAUUGCCCAAUGUCUCACGAAGGAUCCGGAGCGCCGACCAAGCGCGAAAGAGCUUUUACGACACAAAUUCAUCCGGAAUGCGGGGAAGACCGAAGCGCUGCAAGAGCUGAUUCACCGGAAACAGGAUUGGGAUGCUGGCAGGGGAGUGACGCGGAAUGUCAAGUACUAUGCUGAGUCUUUGAAUACCAUUACGCACUUGAAGGAUGACGACGGCUGGGUCUUCGACACAGUCAAAGCGCCCACCAUGAAGAUUUCAGAGGAUCCAUACGUGGACGAAAAUGACCCAGACUCCCAAGAUUUCCUGUACGAUGAAACAUCGGAAAUGAUGAAUGACAUGCACAUCUCCAGCCCUCCGCUCCCGCCUAAGCACGCUCCGAAUAGCGCUCCGAAUAGUGCGGUGAACACCGCCGUGAGACGAGCCCCGGCCCCGGAGCGCAGCCCUUCCACGCGGCGAAGCUAUAGGAAGCGGCGCUCCAGUGGAAUUAAGCAGCCCCUGGGCGUUGACUUGACUUUUGGCAACAGUCCAUCGACCGUCCGGCAGUUCCGUCGGGUAUCUGAUAAGAUCCCAUCCGAGAAUUCGUAUAGCUCCCAAUACUCCUUUGGACCCGACGAGAACAGUAGCCCAAAAACACUGUUCUCCGAGCCGAACAGCAAGGAAGCGCAACUCGGACGACGGGCAUACAGCAAAGCUGUUGGCUUGUCCUGUCAGGAGGUUCUUGGGACCACUGGGGACCAGGAAAAGCGAGAGGCGAUUUCUCGACUGGCAGAGGCCUGGAGUGAUCUUGAAAUGGUUGACCCCGAGGGAUUGUACCACAUUCUUAAGAUAAUGAACGAAAAACUUCAAGGUGAUCCAAAGCUGUCAAGUCUUGUCCCACAGGCAGCUCCACCACCCGAAUCCCCACAGAGACCACGCCUAGUUUUGGCACAAAACAACCCGCACCUAAAAAGCCAUCGACGGCGGCAAUCCACGGCAGUGGCUGAGCCCAGCUUGCAACCGGCGCAAUUAGCCAACCUUCCGGGUCAACAAGUCCCCGGUAUGGAGCACACCAAGCAGUUGUCGGAUGUGCUCUACCAGCGGUGGUCCGAAGGGCUGCGCAAUCGCUGGCCCGGGAUGUAA
This is a messenger RNA of Aspergillus pseudotamarii, 3363 nucleotides long. RefSeq lists its product as uncharacterized. The transcript is spliced from 9 exons. Gene Ontology annotation, biological process: protein phosphorylation. The record is from RefSeq and is a predicted model, not a curated record. Bases 1 to 3363 code for a protein of 1120 amino acids. NCBI's taxonomy places the organism in Eukaryota, Fungi, Ascomycota, Eurotiomycetes, Eurotiales, Aspergillaceae. Gene Ontology annotation, molecular function: protein kinase activity; ATP binding; FAD binding. Gene Ontology annotation, cellular component: mitochondrion.